Messenger RNA from Uloborus diversus, 1677 nucleotides. RefSeq names its product monocarboxylate transporter 2-like. Bases 1 to 1677 code for a protein of 558 amino acids. The record is from RefSeq and is a predicted model, not a curated record. NCBI's taxonomy places the organism in Eukaryota, Metazoa, Arthropoda, Arachnida, Araneae, Uloboridae. Gene Ontology annotation, biological process: transmembrane transport. The transcript is spliced from 5 exons. Gene Ontology annotation, molecular function: monocarboxylic acid transmembrane transporter activity.
AUGGCACGUUUGAACAAAAUUGUCCUGGGAGCAUCUUCCAUGUCUGUCAGCCUGCUUCUAACACCUGUUGUGGUCGCCCUGUGCAGACGAAAAAGCACACGACUCCUGGCCGUCCUGGGUGGCCUGGUGUGCGCCUUGGGUUGUCUCUUCACUUCUUUCUCCACCCAGUUCCACCAGCUCUUCUUCAGUUACGGCAUCAUCCUGGGGGUCGGAUCGUGCCUGGCGAGAGCUACAUCUUCCAUCAUGGUGGGACAGUACUUCAAGAAAAAGAGGGAGCUCUUGGAGGUGUUCGUGAUCGUCGGAACGGGAAUGGGUUUAAUGGCGAUGCCCCUUCUGAUGAUGCAUUUUGUGAGCAAUCUGGGGUGGCGCUUGGGACUUCAAGCCAUCACAGGGUUGACCUCCUUGACGUUCAUCUUGGGCAUCUUUUACCGUCCAGCCUCUCUGUAUCACCCUCAGCGUCGCGCCAUCCUCCACCUCAAAGGGUUGCAGAAGCGAUCGAAGGCCAAGGACAAAGCGGCGCAGAAAGAAAAACCACCUUUUUUUGACUUCGCGGUCCUGCGCUCCAGGACUGUUCAGAUCUUGAUCUCUGGGACAGCCUUGUCUUCCUUCGGUGUCCACGCCCCUCUUAUUUUGUUGAUGUACCAAGGAAAACAAGAAGGACUGGACGGCUAUUCAUUACUCCUUAUACAAACCUAUCUAGGUCUAGGCUCUUGCCUAGGCACUGCCGCCUUAGGCUUCAUCGUCGUCAAGAACAGCAUGCAGUGCCUCAUAGCCAAGCAGUACCUGCUGCAGGCCUCUACACUCCUCAUGGGUGCUUCAUUAUUGGCCUUCAUUUCUUUGAGAGACUAUAGCGGAUACGUCCUCUUCGUCUGCAUAUAUGGUUUCUUCUAUGGUGGAUAUCAGUACUCCCUGAAGACUUUCACUUUUGAAAAAGUCAGGGCGAGGAAUUUUGCAAGAGCUUGGAGUUUCGUGCAAUGUAGUCAGGCUAUACCCAUGAUCAUUGGGCUGCCGCUGACAGGUUAUUUGAAUGCCAACAGCGGUGGCCGAGUGGGCUUCUAUUUUGCUUCGGCUUGUAUUUGUGCCGGUGGCGUCUUGCUGUUCCUAAUAGACGUGCACAAGCGUAACGUCAAGCGUCAGAAGAGUGCUACACUAAAUUCCAACUACGAUCCGACCGAAAGUGAGCGAAAAGAACGCAAAGCGGCUUACUACGCGAGGCGCGUGUCUCUCCAAGAGCUCGCCAACGCGAGAAUGCUCGCCAAGCAGCACAUCGCCAAUGAGUUGCUGCACAAGCAGGAGCUUACGUGUAUUUCCGAAGAAGCCAUUAUGGAGAACUUUCUGGACGACUACGUCGAUGACUGUAUCACCUCCUGUAAUAAAGAGGAGAAGUACCUCAUGCUGAGUGAGUUCGAAAACAACUUGAUAAACACUCAAGAAUCUUCGAGUGUCAGUCAAGAAGUUCGAAAACUCGCCAAGGAGCGUAAAGUAUCCACCGUGACUCCUCCUUGCCUGGAACAGUGCCCUAAUUGCUUUCGAGUCGUUGCGAUAGAUGGCAGCACGAGUCUUGAGAAAACUCAUGUGUCUCGGUCGUCUGCGAAGAAGCUGACUGCUUCGAGGAGAAAAGAUAACAAAACUUCAGAUUGCCACGAAAUUCUAAAUCAAGUCACAUCAACUUUAUAA